AUGCACUCAUCUGAGUUGAAAGUCAUUGCUUUAUUCCGAUCGAAUGUCGCCUCUAGGAGCCCCAAGAAGCGAAUGAACGUGUUGAUAGCUUGGUGUGCGUAUGGUGCGUUGGCGAUGACUGCUGCGCUAGGUAACGAAGCAAAAAGCGAGAAAAUCGAUGAAGAAGAGAUAGAAGAGGGAGUAUGUACUGCGAACCCGAUCCAGCAUGUGACGGCGCUAUUGCGUUUGUACGAACAGAUUGACCAGAACAUGAGCGUCUUCGCGGCGCGAAUGCUGGAGGAUCUGGAAAAGAGCGUGGAGAAAGAAAAGAAGGAGAAUGAUGGUAAACUCAAGCUGUCACCAGAGCAACGUGCUCUUAAGAUGAGUAUCGCCUUUGAGUCGACGCUGGAAAAGGUCCAGGACGCGGUCUUUCGUAAUAAUUACGUGACCAAGAAACAGGUUCAGGAUGCGAUGCAACGACUUGUGACGGGAGCGUUGCGUGGUGGAGGCCCGGAUGGCAAGAUCUCGGUCGCUGAAGCAGAGACUAUUGACGAUUUUGUGCGGAAGCUCGGACGUUUACGGUGGAAAGUUACGGGGUCGCGCGACCCACUGAUCCCAGGAGCAAAGUCAGCAUGGGUGGUGCCCGAAGAUAAGCCUGAUAUUGAGGUCACGAUGGUAAUCCGCGUCAUGGAGGAGUUGAUUCCGUCGCUGACGGACGAGAUGGAGAAGAUUGUCACGACUUUGCGUGAGGAGAAAAUAACGGAUGCGAAAUUCCGCAGCCAGCUCUCGCAGCAGUACAUUAAGGCGUCUGGAAAGAAAACUGAGGAGAUCUGCAAGAAGUAUAAGCUAGACCUGCACGCCUUCCAGGCUGCGCUGAUGUACUACCACGACGAUGACCUAGUUGAAAAGGCGCUGGCCAAGCAGGCAGAGCAGCAGCAAAAGAGGUUUAAGGAUAUUGGCUUGUAA
Peronospora farinosa is the source of this 945-nucleotide messenger RNA. The record is from the annotation of a GenBank genome assembly. NCBI's taxonomy places the organism in Eukaryota, Oomycota, Peronosporomycetes, Peronosporales, Peronosporaceae.